Messenger RNA from Linum trigynum, 866 nucleotides. The record is from the annotation of a GenBank genome assembly. NCBI's taxonomy places the organism in Eukaryota, Viridiplantae, Streptophyta, Magnoliopsida, Malpighiales, Linaceae.
UCACCCUGAUUUCACAAAUAUCAAUCGAUCGAUUCGCAAUACAUAAAGAGAAAAACAAAGAGGGUCAUUAAUUAUCAGUGAGGAGGAGUGCCCGCGCACAGAAUGGGCUGCGCGUCGAGAGUAGCGGUGGUGGCGGUUCUGCUUCUGGGCAUCUUGAGUGUGGCCGUUGACAGUGCCGAUACGAGGAUCCUCAAAGGACCUGACUGCAGGGGCCAUUCCAAGGAUAAGGAAUACAACAAGAGAAUGAAGACUCUACUUGAUAUCUUUGUGAGCGACACUAAGAACGUUGGCAGACAUCAUGGGGAUUACGUUUACACCCAUAGUUUCCCCAAUUCCGACAAAGGUUCUGUCACUGGUCAGGCCAUUUGCGACUCCCACUUAUGGAAAUGGGGUUGUGGGAAAUGUCUCGGCGACGCCAGCAAAUACAUCCACCGCAAUUGUGGCUCUACCCUCAAUGCUACCAUAAUACUCGUUGACUGUUCUAUCUCAGUCCACAAGAUAUGACUUCUGUGUCUGCCUCCUAGCUCCUCUACUACGUACUACUACACGCUCCUAUCUCUUUUUUUCAUUUUUUUUCAUUCUCCAAGUUGUAUUCGGGAUCAUUUUGUGGCCAAGAAGGCCCUGGAUUUGUUUCCUACGGGGUGUUGGGUUGGUUUUGACUUCCGAGUGUGUUUGUGCUCAGAAGUUGGUCUUGUAUAACUUUCAUUUUCUUGCAAACGACUUAAUUAAUCACUAUAUUUAAUAUAUAUUGUCCAUUUUCUAUGAUUCUAUCCAUAGUUGAGUAGUAUUAGAAUUAUUAUACCACAAGUUAAAAAAAAUUACCAAAAAUCAAAAUUACUGUUCCUUAAGAAAAAAUCGGAAUCUAU